This is a messenger RNA of Catharus ustulatus (Swainson's thrush), 2430 nucleotides long. RefSeq names its product short coiled-coil protein (gene SCOC). The transcript is spliced from 4 exons. Gene Ontology annotation, cellular component: trans-Golgi network. NCBI's taxonomy places the organism in Eukaryota, Metazoa, Chordata, Aves, Passeriformes, Turdidae. The record is from RefSeq and is a predicted model, not a curated record. The coding region runs from base 116 to 364 and encodes 82 amino acids.
CGGAGCGGGCCGGGCCGGGCCGGGCACCGGCGGUGGCAGCGGGGCAGGAGCGGGGUAGGAGCGGAAGUAUCGCUCAAGAAAACGCUCUUCAAAAGUGGAAAGAGCCCCUGCUACAAUGAUGAACGCCGAUAUGGACGCUGUUGAGGCUGAGAAUCAGGUGGAAUUAGAAGAGAAAACACGGCUUAUUAAUCAAGUUUUGGAACUGCAGCACACACUUGAAGAUCUCUCAGCACGAGUAGAUGCUGUUAAGGAAGAAAACUUGAAACUGAAAUCAGAAAACCAAGUUCUUGGACAGUAUAUAGAAAAUCUGAUGUCAGCAUCUAGUGUUUUCCAAACAACUGACACAAAAAGCAAAAGGAAGUAAGGGUUGACUCAGAUUAUGUCAUUGUAUUGCUGCUGGUUUUUUUGUUUUAACUGGCAUAGGCUACAUAAGCUAAAAUACUUUAGUUUGUGGCUUACUGGAUUCUCUUAAGAUUAUAAACUUUGGUAAUAAACAGAAUUAAGAGCAUUAUCAUGAACAGGAAACAGAAGUUUGUGUAUUAAGAUUAAGCAAUGUGCAAAUGUAGUGUAGAUAAUUACAAUUUUUUUGCAUUUGUUUUAAAAAUGACAGUAUCUUGUUAAAAGCAGAUUAGUUUGUCAGGUUAAACAAAGGUCUGUUGGCACUCUGAGGUCUUAGGGUAGACUUCUCAACUAGCCAAGUAACAGUUACAAUAUUGUGUUGAAACCCUGUUUGAUAAAAAUAUUCAGAGUUUAUUGCAUCACUUUCUUUUCACCUGAGAUGUGUUUACUGUGUAGUACUGUUCAUAGCUCUGCAAAACAAAAACCUAUAAACCAGUUAAGCAUUUCUGUGAAGUAGGAACAGUUUGACAUUGUUUGCAGGGCUUGCAUACAGAAAAACAGCUCAGUUUUCUUUGGGAAGGGGGAGGGUAAGAGGAGGAACAAGGGUAAGCAACUUAAUCAGGGAAAUACCAAACUGAUGCAGUAUCAGAUGUAAUAUGUACACUUGAAGCCAUUGCUACUUUCCCAUUUUCCUGAAGAAUGACCAGGCACAUCAUCACAAUGCAUGAUUUUCCUGAAGUUUUCCUGUUGUGUGAUGAAGAGUUAAGUAAAACCCUGAGUGAUAAACUUUCCAAAAGAGGUCAGCAAUGCUCCUCCUGCUCAUGAACAAACUGAGAACAAGUCUUUCCUCCCCACCUUUUACUUUCCUCCUGAAGUGCCAAACUUGUCUUUGCUUCAGGCCUCAGAGCAGCUGUUUUCCUGCCUCGCAGCCUAAGCUUAAAAACAUCUAAAGCAGAAGGAUGUAAUGCAACAAAGAUGGAUUUUUGCCUCUCAAAACUGUGCUGCUCUGAGCAAUGCCUGGUGACAAGCUGCUGUUUUAUCCUGGAUUGGAUGUUAGGUUUUGUAGGGGAGCUCAGCCCAGAUUAUGGGUCUGAGCACUUCCCACAGAGGCAGCAUGUCCAGCAUAAUCAGUAUUAAGGGGGAGCAGAAGCUGAAACAAACAAGUAUGUGAAUUUUAGCAGUACUUGGUUGCAUCUGUUUCAUCUUUCCCUACAGCAGCACUGCAGACUUACUUGUGGACGUUAGCUAGGAUGGAGUUCUCGCUUCAGUAAUGAAGCCAUGUUACUUGACGUUUUAAAAGGAAACCACUAGUACAAGGAUCUCUCUCAAGCAUGGUGUGAAUGAGUCAGUGUAAUAGAAUAAUAAAUCCCUCUCAAAUCCCAAGUUUCUUAGCAGCUAGGUACUGCUGUGUCUCAAGUGUAAGUUGACAUUGUGAGGUCCUCCCGUCCCAAAGGUGAGGUUUUCCAUUUCUCCCCAUUUAAAAUGGUCACAAUGCCCACUGCAGGCAAAAGACUGCAAACAAAGCACUACCAGUACAGUCUUGAGGGCUGUUUACAAGUCUGGGUCAAGAAACCCAAUGAUGAAAAAUGGAUGAUACCAUUUGUGUCAGGGGGUCCUUGUCAACAUCUAAAAUCAAAUUUAAUCUUCUAUGGACUACUUUCUCACAUUACUGGAACUCUAAAUUAAUCCAAGAAUUUCUAGCAGCUAGAGUAGAUUGCAUGGCUAGAGCAGAGCCUGAGCAUUAAAGGAAAAACAAUCACAGCAAGCACUUGACUUCUGAAGAUUGCAUUCCAUUACAGCAUCAUAGCUUUAAAGCCAUGUCACUGCUGUCUCCAUCUGCACUGUAGGUCACCUGGUAACACAGCAUGCGCUUGUUAGACUUCAGCAAUUCCCAAGAUAAGGUAAUUUUAAAAUCAUGGUUUUGUAUUGUAGAUUGGUAGUGGUAUUUUAUCCAUCAGUGUGUAUACAGCAGUUAUUUCUUCUCCAUGCCAUUUUACUUCCCACUACUGUGGCCUUCAUUUAACUUAUGGACAUUUUAAAGAUGUUGUAUUUCUGACUUUACACCAAAUAAAAACUUUUCAUUUGUCUCAA